UGCGUACCUCAGGUGACUCGAAAAGAGCAUAGUAUGCACAUUUUACUAUUUCUGGGCUAGCAACUUGUUUUAAGCGCCUCAGAACAUAUAAAACUGUGCUAAGUUUCCCACAUAGUUGGUUGAUAUGGUCACUCCAAGAAAGAGAUUCGUCAAUUAAUAUUCCUAGGUAGGCCUACUUUACGUUGUCCUAGGAAUAUUACGGCGUCCGGCAAUUCCAGCACUUCUUCUUUCUUCCUUCCCAUUAUUAGUCGCUGAGUCUUUGUUUGAUUCAAUACCAGGUCGUUUGCUUGACAGUAUUCUAUUGCCAUAUUUAUGGCAAUGUAUGUGUCUAUUUCCAAGGUCGUAGGUUGUUUAUUUUGUAGCAGGAGUGUCGUGUCAUCUGCAUACAUGACAUGAAGCAAUACCUUUUUAAGUAAAUAGUAGUAAAUUGUAGGUUCUAGGACAGAAUGUUAUCUCUCUGCGGGGGGUCCUUAUCAGUGAUAACCUCUGACCUUUUCCGCAUUCCUAUGAUAAACACGCGCUAGAUAACCCCGACCCCAAUUAAAAAUCAAUUAGAUAAGGCUUAUCAAAGAUAACCUUCGACUUUUUCCGGUUUGUCACGCGUCAGAUAACCUUGAGCUCAAUUAAAAAGCAUUUUGAUACGUCUUAUCGGAGAUUAGCACGUGCCACUAUUGUUUACGUUUCGUAUCGCGGUCUACUGACCUCAGGUUCACGGACGUUACUGACGUCAGUGAUGUUAUUGUUUACACUUGUCAACAAGAAGAAAAUUUUGUGUGAGAUGCUAGGGUACGAUUAUUUAAUGUUAUAAUAGAAAAACUGGAGAAAUUCGACCUGUUCAGAGUGGAUUCGUAUCGUCUACCAAGUGGACUUUCGGAGAUUCUAAAUGGUACAAGGCUUAAACAUUUCAAACCACUUCACGUAAUAGCAGUGAACCGACUCAGAACUCUCAAGUUUCAUCUAGUGAGGAAAAUACUCGCGUUGUGAUUCAAUAUCAUUAUUAUUAUUAUGAACGCGUGGGUAACGAUCCGUUUGUAUAAAAAACAAAGAGUUUGUGGAUACUCGAUUCAUGAACAUUGAUGAUAUCACUUUUAAUGAACUGAGAUAUUGUCAGUACCCAAAUUUAAUAUACUAGACAUUGAGUUUGAACUGAAAGCAACGACAGUUAACGAUCAUGUGCCUCCUAAUCCUCUAGAUGAGGGGUAUAAAAAUGUGUGCGUAAAAACUUUAAAUAUGAAUGUACCAAACAGCAAUUACAAGCGUGAACGGUAUCUCGUUAAAGAUUUUUCAGAAUUUACUGUUUUUGUUGUGCAAUUCGAUUGUGUUCGUAGUUAGGCUAUGACUCAUUGUCGAUAAUAAUGUGCUUAUUAAUCAUAUUUAGUUGUUAUAAAUGGAAAACUUCACAAUGGUAUUUAUUAUUAUAAUUUGCUCCAUCAUGGUGAUAUUAAGUGCAACAUAAGCACUCUUCCUUCAUGUUGUUUGUGUUGUUUAUAGUCAACAUAAUUUUACAUCUCAACAUUGGAUUAACACAUAGAGUGCGGCGCGGUCACCGGUUACCGCCAAAUACCCUCGCUAGAGUGCGCGGCGGUCACCGGCGACCGCGCGCACCGCUCUCUGUUUGUAGUUUCAGUGUGGUUCAGCCACUCGUUUGAGCUGGGUGAAACUACGUCGCUUCUCAGUUAGACAUCGGGUCGUGUCAGUGGACGUAUUAGUUUCGGUUUCGGGCGUAGUGCGGUGCGGUCAUCGGCGACCGCCGUUUCUUUUCUUUUUCUCUUUGAAAUAGUGAAGUGUUGAGUGCUUAGUGAGUGUAAAUAUAGUUCUUAGAAUUGUUUACUUCAUUGAAAAUGGAUCUUCCUGGAACUUCGACACAAAGUGGUGCACACUGUGCCGACGACAGUGACGAUGAAGUGCCUCUCGCAAACCAAAAUGUGGAUCCUAUUCAGAAUUUAGUGGAUGGUGAUUCUGAUGAUCUGUCAAGUGAAUCCUCUGAUGUGUCUUAUAGUUCCGAUGAUGACCUAGACAUUGGCACAGCCCCCCCUGUAUGGGCUUUGACAACUUCCGGAUUGAGACCCAUUACUUUUGUCCGCCUGUCUGGACUUCUAGUACCUUGUCCUGGCCAAGGUAAACCAAUAGAUUAUUUUAGGCUCUUGCUUGAUGACAUUUUCUUAGAAAACGUAAUCAAGUUUUCAAAUGCCUAUGCCUUUGAAGUGUUCAAAAAACCAGAUCUGACACCAAAUUCCCGAAUAAACAAAUGGAAAGACAUUACAAUGGACGAGUUAUUGCACUUUAUCGGACUUCUCUUGCACACUGGAACAAUUCGACUAAAUCGUCUCCAGGACUAUUGGAAGACUGAUAAGCUGUUUAGUUUACAAGUUUUCCGCCAUGUGAUGUCAAGGGAUAGAUUUUUGAAUAUUCUACGAUGUUUGUAUUUUCACAAUCCUAACCACCAGGAAGAAACUAGUAUGGAUAAAAUCAAAUUUGUUGUUGGUCAUUUUAAUAACAAAAUGAAUGACAUUUACUAUCCACAAAAAGAACUUUCUUUAGAUGAGGCGAUGAUUCUUUGGCGAGGCCGUCUACAUUUUCGCCAGUACAUAAAAGGAAAGCGCCAUAAGUAUGGUGUGAAGUUGUACUCACUGACAGAACACUCUGGACUGAUUCUAAAAUUUCACGUAUAUGGUGGCUCAUCAGAUUUGGAAGUAGGGGGGAAAGGUCACACAGAGAAGGUUGUUUUGUAUUUGUUACAGGAAAAAUUAAAUAAUGGCCACUCCAUUUUCAUGGAUAACUUUUACAAUAGUUACUUGCUGGCCUCAAAACUCCUUGCACGGAAUACCUAUUGCACCGGGACUUUGCGCCUCGAUAGGAAAAAUGUCCCAAAUGACAUACAGAGUGCUAAACUCAAAAGAGGUGAAACAGUGGCACGAUAUGGGAACAGCGUAAUGAUCGGUAAGUGGCGUGACAAACGUGUUGUGACCUAUAUAAGCACCGAAUUUGAAAAUGAAAUGGUGGACUUUAUUACCAAACAUAAAACUACUUUGAAAAAGCCACUUCCCAUCAUACAGUAUAACGCGUACAUGAGUGGUGUGGAUAGGGCUGACCAGUUACUGUCUUAUUAUCCCUGUGAAAGAAAGACAAUGCGCUGGUAUAAGAAAAUCUUCAUCCACAUCCUACAAAUGAUGCUUCUAAAUGCACACAACCUACACAACAAAUACCAGCGAAAAAUAAACUUCUAUAAGUUCAGACUUGAAGUCAUUCGAUCACUUUUGCCACCUCUGGACGUUGCUGUUGAGAGCCCCGGUCAAAAACGAGCGCGACUUGGGAUGCAUCAAAUUCAAAAAAUUGAAGGCCGAACUGCAGCGAACAGAAUUCAAAGAAAAACUGUCGAAUCUGUUGUCAGACCACACGCAAUAAGAAAACACCUUGGUUCUGUGCAACUUGUCCAGAUAAGCCUGGCCUGUGCUUCGGCGCUUGCUUCGAAAAGUAUCAUGAAUAAAAAACUAAACCUGUGUAAAUAGUGUAAAUAAGUAAAACUUUUAGUUGAAUAAAUACUGAAGACAAUAUAGGUUAGAUUAUUGUACAUACUACGGACAGUUUCAAACAUAGUGUUGGAGUUAUACUCGGUGUGUAGCGGUCGGGACGAUGCUGUGACGCUGGCGCAAUACAUAGUGGCGUACGUGGGAUGCGGCGCGGUCACCGUUGACAGUGAUUUUCAAAAUUGAAAAAACCUCCAAAAAACUGACGGGAGCCCGAUUUCAACCACCAUUCCUUCAUAACACCACCAAAACGUAAGUUUAUAUGCAAUAAUAUUUUUUCAGUUAUCUGGUAAGUUUUUAAAUAUUUUUACCGCAGUCAAUGUGUUAAUGGGAGCACACAUAUAGCUCACGCAAUACCAAACAAAACAAAAAUAAAUUUAUACUAUUCGCCACAAUCAUCUGAUCAACCGUUACUAAGCUUGAAUUAUUUAAAUAUUACACAUGAGAAAAGUGGUGAAUUUCAUAAAGAUGAACCCACUGGAGCAACACUUUCGUUUGAAGAUGACAGUGAAUACGAUUUAAAUGAUUUAUAUGGUGGAGAAGGAAUGAACUCCUCUGAAGAGAUCCUAACAUCAGAAGACAAUUACACUUAUUACAAUUCGAAUUCGGAAAAUAGUUGUUGUCAACAAUUUGAUGAAUGUUUAGAAAUUAAUGAAUCUUUUAAAAAAGACAUUGAAGACUAUAUUACGAGGAUACAACAGUUAAAUGGUGUAAUUAUAAGGUUGAACGCGACGAUACAUGUAUUAGAGCAUGAUGCUGAAGUAAGGAAUAGAGAUUUGUAUGAAUUAAAAUCCGGAAGAUCAAGAUGUAAAUACUAUCGAAAGAGAAAUAUGAAUAGAUAUCAUCGCAACGGUUGAACAUGAAACUAUGCAUUAUAUCUUAUCAGAAACCUUUGAACCACAUAUUACGACGUAAUUUUAAAAUAUAGAUAUUUAUAUCGUGUUUUGUAUUUCUUGCAUAUCAUUCUGUGACCUGGCUCUGAAUUGAACGGAUAAAAAUGGAGUUUAUUAUAGAUUUUCAAGGUUUUAAAAAUGUUUCCAACGAGUUUAUAGUGAAAGAACUAGCUCUUAUAUCUACAGAUGCACAAGUAUAUGAACUUCAUCUGUUUCAACCGCCAUGUGAUUUUGAUGAACUUCCUCAUAAACUUCAAAAACAAGUAAUUUGGUUAGAAAGAAAAUAUCAUGGACUGUUUUGGGGAUCAGGUUGUAGAGAAUACAAUGAACUGAAGGAUAUAUUUAAAAAUUUGAAUUUAAAUGGUAACGUUUACGUGAAAGGAAAUGAAAAACAGAAGUUUAUCACUAAUUUACUAUCAGAUUUUGAUGUAAAUGUUGUGAAUUUAGAAGAUCUCGGUUGUCCGUGUUUAGCAACUUUAAGAUCUUAUUUCUUCCAGCCAUCCUUGAUGAAAGAAUGUAAUUUCAAUCAUACCUUUCACAACUGUGCUUAUGUUAAUGUUCAUGUUUUGUGAAAUUGGUUGAAAAACCAAAAAUUGGUGGAGGAAAGAGUUGAAAAAGUAAAUUUGGCUAUUAAAGAGUGUUACUAUAAAGGAUACAAGAACAUGACAGUGGAACUAGUCAAGUGUCUUCCAAAAGAGUUUAUUGUAAACCAUUCUGAGGACGUGGAAAACGUGUAUGAUAAGCUUCCGGAUAAAAUGAAAUAUGAUGUGGAUAUUUUAUUAAGUAUGAAGUGUACGGAACAUUAUCCAGAUAAUACAAAUACUCCGAAGAGAAGGCAUUGCAAUUAUUGUGUAACCAAGAAGGUUGCAUCAUCAUCUGUACAAAGUUCAUAGAUAAAUGAACUCUAUUGUGAAAUAAUUGACAGUAUUGGCUUGUCGGUCUUAUUGUAAACAAUGAUGACAGAAAACAGCUACGAUGAGUGCUGCAGAAUGUUCAAUUUCAGUAAAAAGAAUUUAAUAACGUCAGGAUUUUACCGAUCAAAAUGUUUUGAAUAUAUUGUUUGCUGUGGAUGCGGGUGGCAGUCAGAUAACUCAAGGGGGGUCGGCAUGUCCUAUCUUCCCUAUGUAAAAUACCAUAUCUUUAGGUACACAUAUCUCAAUAACUAAUAAAGAUAUCCAGUUAAUUCUUUUUUUGUUGUGUUCCCCACACCUUAAUCUUUAAUUAGAGCGAUUGGUUUUUAUUUCUCAAAAUGUUUUCCCAAAAAAAUCUUUUUUUUAAUUAGUCAUUAAAU
Messenger RNA from Homalodisca vitripennis (glassy-winged sharpshooter), 5711 nucleotides. RefSeq names its product piggyBac transposable element-derived protein 4-like. The record is from RefSeq and is a predicted model, not a curated record. The transcript has a single exon. Bases 1842 to 3509 code for a protein of 555 amino acids. NCBI's taxonomy places the organism in Eukaryota, Metazoa, Arthropoda, Insecta, Hemiptera, Cicadellidae.